AGCAGGAAGCACGUGCGGCCGCGGGCGGCCGGCUGUCUCCGCGCCAAAGGAAGUGUGUCUGCCGCAUUGCUAACCAUGGAAGAAGGUUGAGCCUGAUGUCCCCGUGUCGGAGCUGAGCGUUAUAAAUGGGUGGCAGGAGGUUUUUGUCUGUCAGUUGAAGAAGACCCCAAGUUGUCUUAAGGCUGAAGCUCCUGGCAGAUUCCUAUGGGUACCUUGCUGCUCAGAAAGAUGUGGGUGGCAGUUCUCCAAAACCCCCGCCUUGGGUGUCUCUUCGCCCUCAUGGUCCUGCAGCUGCCCAAGCUGAAUACAGGUCACUUUGAGGUCCUCGGGCCCUCGCAGCCCAUCCUUGCCUUAGUAGGUGAAGACUCAGAGCUGCCUUGUCACCUCUCACCCAGUGUGAGUGCGGAGCAGAUGGAGCUGCGCUGGUUCCGGAAUACAUUCUCGCCUGCGGUGUUGGUCUACCAUGAAGGCCGAGAGCUGAAGGAAGAGCAGAUGCCUGAGUACCGAGGGCGGGCGAUGCUAGUGCAGGACAACAUCACUUUGGGGCAGGUUGCUCUGAAGAUACAGCAGGUCAGGACCUCUGAUGAAGGGGUGUAUGGGUGCUCCUUUAGAGAUAAACAAGCUCAUGGAGAAGCCUUCGUCUCUCUGAAAGUAGCUGCUAUGGGUUCUGACCCUCACAUUAGUAUGAAAAUUAAAGAGAAUGGAGAGAUGGAGCUGGAGUGCACCUCCUCGGGAUGGUACCCAGAGCCUCAGGUGCGGUGGAGAACUGCCAACAGAAAGAAGUUACAAUCCAUUUCAGAGUCCAGGAAUCGUGAUGAGGACGGCCUGUUCACUGUGGCAGCUUCAGUGAUCAUCACAGACAGCUCCAUAAAGAGUGUGUCCUGCUGCAUCCAGAAUCUCCUCCUUGGCCAGGAGAAGGAAGUAGAGAUCUCUACACCAGUUGUUACAGGACUGUCCUCCUUAGUCUGGAUUGCCAUGGCAGCAGCAUUCCUGGUGUUUGUGGUAUAUUUGGCUUUGACAAGAAAGAGGAAGAAACAUGUCACAGCUGGUCCUCUAGAAUGGAGAUUGGCCCGGUUACAUGCAGUUGGUGUGACCCUGGAUGAGAACACGGCCCACCCCCACCUUGUCGUGAGCAACGAUUCAAAAUCCAUUUACCUAGCAGACUCCCGUCAGACAUUGCCUGAUACACCAGAGAGAUUUGACACCUGGCCCUGUGUGUUAGGCCGUGAGACCUUUAACACAGGGAGACAUUACUGGGAGGUGGAGGUGGCAGGUAGGACUGACUGGCUGGUGGGGGUGUGUAGGGAGGACGUCCUGAAGAAAGGAUUCAUCCUCAUGUCUCCCAGGAACGGUUUCUGGGUCAUGGAGUUGUCUCAAGAGGAGUACUGGGCUCUGAAACCCCCUCGGGUCCUUCUCUCUCUGCCAGAAGCUCCUGGUCAGAUUGGGAUUUUCCUGGACUAUAAUUUAGGAAUCGUCUCCUUCUACAAUACCAGUAGUGAAUCCCAUAUAUAUACUUUCCAAGAAGGUCCUUUUUCUGGCCCUGUCCGUCCUUUAUUCUGUUUGUGGUCUUGUGGUGGGAAUCCCCUGACCAUCCGUCCAGUGGCUGCUCAGUCUGAAGCGCCCUGAGUAGUGGUUGACAACACAGGCCAUCAUCCCCUUAAGCAGCCUUAUCCUCUCCUGUCUCCUUCUCCUGAGGCUAAGGCUGUCACUUGUCAUCUAGUCCCUCAGUGACUUCUUUUGGACGGAAACUGGGGGAAACUGGAUUGCCAGAUUGUGGGUGACUUCGUAAUGAGCUUUAGGCCAGCAGUACAUCAGGAGUUUGGGAACACAGUCUGAGGACACCGUGAUAAGUGAGUUAGUAAGAGUGUGACAGGAAACAGCUUCUUGUCCUGGAGAAGAGAGAGGUCACAGAAUGACCGCAGGGAAAGCCAUAGGCAGGGCCUAGAGAGUGCGGUGAAAGUCGACCAAGGGUUCAUUGACACGGCACCUGGGAGGUCUGCGGAUGAAUGCUCUUGUCUUGAGUUCCACAUCCAACAAGGUAGCAGACUCCAGCUCUCCUCUAGGUUCUGUUGGACAGGCUAACAGAAGGAGAUUGCAAAAUUCAGGAGGGCUUUUCCCCUGCCACCGCCGAAUGCGCGGAGGCAGAGGCUUGGGUGCGUUCAAGAUUCGGCCUCACCCGUAAUCCACUGCCAUGGCCGAGGAAGGCAUUGCUGCUGGAGGGGUAAUGGACAUGCUGAAGACCGCCCUCAUCCACGAUGGCCUAGCACGUGGCAUCCGAGAAGCUGCCAAAGCCUUCCACAAGCGCCAAGCCGGUCUCUGCGUGCUCGCAUCCCAUUGUGAUGAGCCUAUGUACGUCAAGUUGGAGGAGGCACUUCGUGCUGAGCACCAGAUCAACCUAAUUAAGGUUGAUGGACAAGAAACGAGGGGAAUGGGUAGGCCUCUGUAAAACCGAUAGAGAGGGGAAGCCAUGGAGGGUGGUUGGUUGAGCUGUGUAGUGAGUGGUUAAGGUCUACAGCAAAGACUCUCAGGCCAAGGAUGUCAUUGAAGAGUACAUCAAAUGCAAGAAAUGAAGAAAUAAAAAUUUUGGCUCAAA
Peromyscus maniculatus bairdii (prairie deer mouse) is the source of this 2593-nucleotide messenger RNA. The record is from RefSeq and is a predicted model, not a curated record. NCBI's taxonomy places the organism in Eukaryota, Metazoa, Chordata, Mammalia, Rodentia, Cricetidae.